This is a messenger RNA of Phlebotomus argentipes, 3475 nucleotides long. RefSeq names its product regulator of G-protein signaling 7 (gene RSG7). The transcript has 5 exons. The record is from RefSeq and is a predicted model, not a curated record. Lineage: Eukaryota; Metazoa; Arthropoda; Insecta; Diptera; Psychodidae. The coding region runs from base 355 to 1773 and encodes 472 amino acids. Gene Ontology annotation, biological process: intracellular signal transduction; G protein-coupled receptor signaling pathway; regulation of G protein-coupled receptor signaling pathway.
GUGUGUAGUGGAGUUCUUGUCAAAAAUUUCCUGUGUCCCUCUAAAAUAUAAUAGUAAAUACUGCGAUAUACAGUCAUCUGCAAUUGCCUCCAAUUGCGCUUUUCGGCCUGGGGCACUGCACCAUCGUGGAAUUGCAUCUCGUGCGCCAGCCUCUCCCACUCAGAGCUCAAUGAUAUUCAAUCAUUCAAUUGAUGGGACUUUCGAGGCGAAUGAACCGUACAAUAGAUGCAACAGUUUGAGACAGACUUCGUUCACAGAUAUCUUAUAAGAAAUUCAUCACUGUGGAACUCGACUUGGCACAUUGAAUAAAUAAAUCAGUAGAGAGUGGAAGAAAAUAUAAGAGUGUCCUCGAAAAUGGUGACAAUGACAUCGGAAGCAGUGGAUAAGGGAACAACAUCAACCGAGUCCAGCACGGCAAUCGUUCCCAAGAAAUAUGUCACGAUGGCGGGCGGAGAGGAUGCGCCAAAUAUACUGGUGUACAAAAAGAUGGAGGCUAUCAUUGAGCGGAUGCAGAGUGAAUCGGGCGGCGUUGCUGUGAGAACUAUUAAGGCUUUCAUGAGCAAAGUGCCGUCCGUGUUCACGGGAGCAGACCUCAUAGCGUGGAUAAUGAAGAACUUGGACGUUGAAGACCUGAACGAGGCACUUCAUUUGGCCCACCUGCUCGCCUCUCAUGGCUAUCUCUUUCCCAUCGACGAUCAUAUCUUGACUGUGAAGAAUGACGGCACGUUCUACAGAUUUCAAACUCCCUACUUCUGGCCCUCCAACUGUUGGGAGCCCGAGAAUACAGACUACGCCGUGUAUCUCUGCAAGAGGACGAUGCAGAACAAGACACGGCUAGAGUUGGCCGACUACGAGGCAGAGAAUCUGGCGCGACUACAGAAGAUGUUCUCGAGGAAGUGGGAGUUUAUUUUCAUGCAGGCGGAGGCCCAGAGCAAAGUGGACAAGAAGCGUGAUAAAUUGGAGCGCAAAGUGCUGGACUCGCAGGAGCGUGCUUUCUGGGACGUGCAUCGGCCCAUGCCGGGCUGUGUUAAUACCACCGAAAUGGAUAUAAAGAAGGCAUACCGCCGCGGUGGAUCCAGUAGUUUAGGUUCAGGAUCAGCGGGCGCGCUGAGCAAUAAUCCCGUGGAACAGAUGACCCGCACAAUAGGAUUACUGAAGCAGCGGAUGGAGCGGCGGACAAUUAAAAUAUCCAAAAUAGCCGAGAGCUAUAUAUCUUACUUUGAGCAAUAUAACGACUACGAUUUUUUCAUCACAACCCCCGAACUCCCUAAUCCGUGGCAGAGCGAUAACACGGAAUUGUGGGAGCAAGAUAAAUCAGGCAAGGAGGUACCACUCAGGCGGGUGAAGCGCUGGAGUUUCAGCUUACGAGAACUUCUCAAUGACCCAGUUGGGAAUGAGCAAUUUGCAAAAUUUUUGGAGAAGGAGUACAGCAGUGAAAAUUUAAAGUUCUGGGAGGCCGUGCAGAACAUGAAGACGCUGCCACAGUCAGAAGUCAAGGAGGCCGCCCUCAACAUCUGGAAGGAGUACAUGGCCCCCGAUGCGCCCUGUCCCGUCAACGUCGACUCUCGGUCCGUCGAGCUCGCCCGGGAGGCUGUCAUGUCUACGGGCCCCAUCAAUCGAUGGUGCUUCGACGUCGCCGCCGCUCACGUGUACCACCUCAUGAAGAGUGAUUCAUACUCGAGAUACUUGCGAUCUGAUAUGUAUAAGGAAAUACUCAAUGGAUCAAAGAAGAAGGUGAAAUCCAUCCCCAACCUCUUCGGUGUCAAGCGCUAAUUGAUUUAUGGGGUAUAAAUGGGUAAUUAUACCACACUCACUAUUUGGAUAACAUUGUAGUUGUUUCGUUCACACAAUCACUGUAUUGAUGUGAAAAUGAUUACAUGUAGCAUUCAGGGUACAAAGUCAUAUUUCUCAGUAUUUUAUUCCACUUUUGUAAUUAAUAAUUCUCUCUUUUAAAGUUAGUUUAAUCAUUUCUCAUAUUUAUUUUCGGUAUUUCGGGUAUUGCGGCAAGAUCAUAUUAAAUACUCAAUCAUAAUUUAUAUUCGUACAUUAAAUGCACAAAUGUAACACUGCAGGUUUGUAAUUGAAUUUUUAACCAUGCUUUAUGAAUUAUAAUAUACCUACAGUUUUGGCUGAAGCAUGCUAACAGAAAAACAAUGAUUAAAUUUGGAACUAUUCAUGACUUUUUUUUAAAAGCCACAAAUUAAAUUACUCAUCCACAAAAUGCCACAGAUAUAUUUUUGAUUUUUUGCAUUUCUAUAUGCAACGUCAUCAUUUAUUUAUUCAUUCUUGUAAAAAAAUUCCUUUAAUAAGCGCAACAGAGGCAAAAAAAGAACGAACCGCGAUUAUUUUAAAUCACACAUUUACUGCCAGAUUAGCAAGAAGAAAAUUAAAACUGACACAAUACAAAGCGUUUUGCAAAUAGAAAUUUCUAUGCUUCAACAAAUCAUAAUUAAUCACACAUUUUAGCUUGCUUUUCUUAAUAAGGGAAUAUGAUAUUUUUAUAUUCAUCUAUAAAAUCCUUCACCAAGAAAUCAAUUAUGAUAAUUUGAGAUGAAAUAUUUAUUAUAUAUAGAAUUCCGAAAAUUAUUUUAUUAGGCAAAUUUAUAUAAGAUAAAUUUAUUAAUAGAAUUUGAAUUCUAUAUUAGCAAUUCGUCAAUAUUUGGGAAUUAAUCAUAUUUUAGGGAGAAAAAGGAAAAAAAUAUGUUGUAUUCCCAUAAUCUUUACCUUAUAAUCUUUAAAUAUCAUUCUUGGAGUUUUUUGAAAAAAAAGAACAUUUUUAUAUGUAGUGUCAUUAAAUUGUAAUGUAUUCGUUCAAGCAAACAUAUUUCUAAGAAGAAGUGAAUAAUGUAUUUUGUAUCAAAUUCUCAUAAUAUUGUCAUUUUAGUAAAAUCUGGCAAAAUCACAAUUACACUCUGUUUGCCAAUUACAUGGAUGGAAUUACAUGUAUAACCAAAAAUAAAUACCUACCCUAUAAAUUGAUGUAAAUGUAUACUGAGCGGUCAUUGCGGGUUUUCGUUUGUAAUUUUAUAUAGUUUGGCAAUUGCGAUGAAUACAUUUGGGAGAUGUAAACGCUGCAGAGGAGUGUAUUAUUUUAUCAAUUAGCCACUUUAGGGUUGAAAGGUUAAUCCUCGAUAAUUGUUAAUUACAAUUGAAGUGUUCAAUAUACCAGUUGUCUUUUAUUUUGUUAAUUGAAAGUGACACCAAAGAUUUUUCGAUAUUUUGCUACUAACGUUACACAUUAAAUAGUUUUGAAUAUAAGUAUUUUUAGUCAUACGCAUUUUAGGUCAGAAAAUGAUAGGUAUUGAUAUGAUAAUAUAAUUCAAAACAUGGAAAGAAUUUUGUGAUGUUUCCUUUACGAAUAUAUCUAAGAAAAAAAAUUAAGGGUUAUUUGUGAGGAAGAGAAACCACUUUGAUGAGAUGUUUCAUUUAUUAUUGAAAGAAAUAUGUUGAUACUCAUUAAAUCAAUAUACAAAAA